Messenger RNA from Medioppia subpectinata, 723 nucleotides. Lineage: Eukaryota; Metazoa; Arthropoda; Arachnida; Sarcoptiformes; Oppiidae. The record is from the annotation of a GenBank genome assembly.
AUGAGUACCGGCGCGGGUGACAUAGUUGAUUCGGAGGGCGUUUGCGGUGACGGUUGGGACCAAUUUAACGACAAAUACUACGAUAUAUGCUAUAAGUAUUUCACGGAAGGGUUAGCCGACUACCAGACUGUGGUCACAGCGUGUCGGUCAGAAAAUGACUCAUCACUUCCGACAAUUAACUCAAAGUCAGAGCAGGACUUUAUCAACAAAUUGAUAGUAAAAUACAAAAUGAUUGACAGCGUAUGGCUCGACGCGACCAUUAAAGGCAAACACAUUGUAUGGACAGACAGUACUUACGCUGAAUACGAUAACUGGGUCUACGGCCGACCCGUAAACAAUAGCAUUUGCGUCGAAAUGAUCACAGAUAACACUAAUAGCUUGACCACAGCCACCAUGGGCAAAUGGCAAGAUCGUACCGAGCGUUUAAUCAGGGACAAUCGCCGGAUGAUAGACAAGUGGGUAGCGAGAAUGAGCCAAAUCGAAACCGAGUGUCAUUUGCCGAUAGGUUUUAUAUAUGUGCAGUUACCAAACCAGGUCGAACCCAGAGUAUUGUGUCCUAAAUCCACCUGGUCAGAUGUCACAUUUAGCCAUCACGGAUAUACAGGCAAUACAGACGAGGACAGUCAGCCGAGUUUUCAAGAUCAAAUUUUAAAGUUUAUGGUCCCGGCGGGUGAGGUACGGCCCCGCAAUCAAGCGGUCCGCAUUUUUAAACGUACCGCAUAA